Mandrillus leucophaeus (drill) is the source of this 2311-nucleotide messenger RNA. RefSeq names its product solute carrier family 22, member 31 (gene SLC22A31). Gene Ontology annotation, biological process: transmembrane transport. Gene Ontology annotation, molecular function: transmembrane transporter activity. Gene Ontology annotation, cellular component: membrane. The record is from RefSeq and is a predicted model, not a curated record. NCBI's taxonomy places the organism in Eukaryota, Metazoa, Chordata, Mammalia, Primates, Cercopithecidae. The transcript is spliced from 8 exons. The coding region runs from base 894 to 2072 and encodes 392 amino acids.
ACCUGCCCUCCUGUUUGGCUCCUGGAUCCAGGAAUGCCCCAUCAGCUUUCACAAAACGUCAGGUUUGAAAGUAGAACCUCGGGCAUAGCACCGCCCCCAGCAGUAGAUUAAGCUUGGCAAGAAGACCCAGGAACUGGAAGGGGUGGGGGGAGGCGCAGAGCUGAGGUCAAGGGUCAAGGGCCUCACCGGGAAAUGCAGCUGAGCACAGCUCUCCAGCGGCUGCCCGAGUCCCUCUUGAAAUGGGCAGGGCAGGGAGGGCGUGGGCACCAGCGCAGGUGCUGGGGCUCAUUUCUUAGGCCUGCAUCAUGGCUAUGACCCUUGGCCGGGUGGGAUGGGGGCUGUGUCUAUGACGCCACCGUGGCCGUCCCUUGGGUCCCUCGGAAUAGGAGGUGGAAACAGGUGGGACAAGAUUCGGCCCCACGUUGGAGGGAGAGCAAUGGUGUACAAAAGUGGGGAGGCCCUAUCUAGGGACAAGCAGAAAACAGGGUGGGCAGAUGCCCCCCGAACCCUUUGCAGGGAGUGCCAGAGUCCAGAGAGGCUGCUGUGUGACUGGGACCAAGCCCCUUGUCCUCUCAUGCCUCAGUUUCCCCUUCUCUCCAUGGACGGAUUGAGCAGGACAUGGAGGGCCCCUUCCCGUAGCCAUUCUGGGACUCCUUGCACCUGUUCCCGGCGAGGAGACAGGGGAGGGUCCUGAGCUGGCCUCCACGUGGCUGCUGUUCCCCACAGUGGAACCUCGUGUGUGGAGACGGCUGGAAGGUCCCGCUGGAGCAGGGUUCAGCUAGACCUGGUGCUGCCAGGAUGAAGGUUGGACCCUGCAUUAUCCUGACACUGUCCAAGCAUGUCCCCCACUGCCCACCAGGUUUGGCCGCCGGACAGUUUUUGUGGCCUCCCUGAUGCUGGCCACAGGCCUGGGGGCCAGUGAGGCCCUGGCUGCCAGCUUCCCUACCCUGCUGGUCCUGCGCCUACUCCACGGGGGGACAUUGGCAGGGGCCCUCCUCGCCCUGUACCUGGCUCGCCUGGAGUUGUGUGACCCUCCGCACCGCCUGGCCUUCUCCAUGGGGGCUGGCCUUUUCUCAGUGGCAGGCACCCUGCUGCUGCCCGGCCUGGCUGCGCUUGUGCAGGACUGGCGUCUUCUGCAGGGGCUGGGCGCCCUGAUGAGUGGACUCUUGCUGCUCUUUUGGGGGUUCCCGGCCCUGUUCCCUGAGUCUCCCUGCUGGCUGCUGGCCACACGUCAGGUAGCUCGAGCCAGAAAGAUCCUAUGGCACUUUGCAGAAGCCAGCGGCGUGGACCCCGAGGACAGUUCCUUGGAGGAGAGCUCCCUGGUUACAGAGCUGGCCAUGCUGUCUGCGGGGAGCCCCCAGCCCCAGUACCAGUCCCCGCUGGGGCUCCUGCGCACCCAAGUCACCUGGAGAAAUGGACUUAUCUUGGGCUUCAGCUCGCUGGUUGGUGAAGGCAUCAGAGCCAGCUUCCGCCGCAGCCUGGCACCUCAGGUGCCGACCUUCUACCUGCCCUACUUCGUGGAGGCCGGCCUGGAGGCGGCAGCCUUGGUCUUCCUGCUCCUGACCGCAGAUCGCUGUGGACGCCGCCCCGUCCUGCUGCUGGGCACCAUGGCCACAGGCCUGGCAUCCCUGCUGCUCCUCGCCGGGGCCCAGUAUCUGCCAGGCUGGACCAUGCUGUCCCUCUCUGUCCUGGGGCUCCUGGCUUCCAGGGCUGUGUCUGCACUCAGCAGCCUCUUUGCAGCUGAGGUCUUCCCCACGGUGAUCAGGGGGGCCGGGCUGGGCCUAGUGCUGGGGGCCGGGUUCCUGGGCCAGGCAGCUGACCCCCUGGAUGCCCUGCACGGCCGACACGGCUUCUUUCUGCAACACAUCGUCUUCGCCUCCCUUGCUGUCCUUGCCCUGCUGUGUGUCCUGCUGCUGCCUGAGAGCCGAGGCCGAGGGCUGCCGCAGUCCCUGCAGGACGCCGACCGCCUGUGUCGCUCCCCACUCCUGCGGGGCUGCCCCCGCCAGGACCACCUGCCCCUGCUGUCGCCCUCCGACUCCUGCUGGGCUGGCCACACCCCCGAGCAGCGCUAGUCCUGCCUGGUGGCCCUGGGAGCCAGAAUGGGACCGAGGUCAAGACCUGGAGCAUGACUGAGUAACCCAGACAUCUGGUCCAGGGGAGACACAUUCGCCUCAGAAGCCCGUGUCUCAGUGCAGGUGGAGCCAUGGGGACAGCAUGAAGGUGUCCUCAGCCAGGCCCCAGGCACUGGGAGGCCCUGGGUCUCCUCCCUGGCCACACCCAGCAGGUGUGGAGGAUAAAGGCUUCCAUGGAA